AUGUUGGUUCUCAAAUUUGUGUGUCUGCUAGCCUCUGUCGCCGCUGCAAAGCCAACUUCGUGGUCGUCACACAAGGUCGUCGAACACCUUGAAUCUGCCCCAGAAGGAUGGCGGAUAGUUGGUGCAGCAGAUCCAGCUGCUGUCAUUGAUUUCUGGCUGGCCAUCGAACGCGAAAACCCAGAGCAACUCUAUGACACCAUCUAUGACGUUUCCACCCCCGGGCGUGCACGUUAUGGCAAGCAUUUGAAGCGUGAAGAAUUGGAUGAUUUGCUGCGUCCAAGAGUAGAGACAAGUGAAGGGAUUAUCAGCUGGCUCACCAACGGCGGAGUCAAGCCCCAGGGUAUUCGUGACGAAGGGGAUUGGAUCAGGUUCUCGACAGACGUUAAGACUGCCGAACAGCUGAUGAAGACUCAAUUCCAUGUUUUCAAGGACGACGUGAGCUCUGUGUCGAGAAUCAGAACUUUGGAGUAUUCCGUCCCUGCCUCCAUUUCUUCUCAUGUCCAAAUGAUCCAGCCGACGACCUUGUUUGGAAGACAAAAGCCUCAGAACAGUUUGAUCCUCAGCCCGUUGACGACUGAUCUUGAAGCGAUGUCAGAGGAAGAAUUUUCCGCUUCCAACUGCAGAUCUCUAGUAACAACUGCCUGCCUUCGAGAAUUAUACGGUCUAGGUGACCGUGUUACUCAGGCCAGAGACGACAACCGAAUCGGUGUCUCGGGCUUCUUGGAGGAAUACGCCCAAUACCGUGAUCUUGACCUCUUCCUCUCUCGCUUUGAGCCAUCCGCCAAAGGUUUCAACUUCAGCGAAGGGUUAAUUGCUGGCGGCAAGAACACUCAGGGUGGCCCAGGUAGCUCAACAGAGGCCAACUUGGACAUGCAGUAUGUGGUUGGUCUUUCUCACAAGGCAAAGGUGACCUAUUACUCUACUGCUGGCCGUGGCCCAUUGAUACCUGACCUAUCCCAGCCAGACCAGGCUUCAAACGACAAUGAGCCAUACCUUGAACAGCUGCGCUACCUUGUGAAGCUCCCCAAGAACCAACUUCCAUCCGUGUUGUCAACUUCAUACGGAGACACUGAGCAAAGUUUGCCAGCUAGCUACACCAAAGCUACGUGUGACCUUUUCGCACAGCUAGGAACCAUGGGUGUUUCCGUUAUCUUCAGCAGUGGUGAUACUGGCCCCGGCAGCUCUUGCCAGACCAACGACGGCAAGAACUCGACUCGCUUUAACCCCAUUUACCCAGCUUCAUGCCCCUUUGUGACCUCAAUCGGUGGAACAGUUGGCACUGAACCCGAGCGUGCGGUUUCGUUCUCUUCCGGCGGUUUCUCGGACAGAUUCCCUCGUCCACAAUACCAGGAUAACGCCGUCAAGGGCUAUCUCAAGAUUUUAGGUAACCAAUGGAGCGGAUUGUUCAACCCCAACGGCCGAGCUUUCCCAGAUAUUGCUGCUCAGGGUUCAAACUAUGCUGUGUAUGAUAAGGGCCGGAUGACCGGAGUUUCGGGUACCAGUGCAUCUGCUCCCGCAAUGGCAGCCAUCAUCGCCCAGCUAAACGACUUCCGACUGGCAAAGGGCUCUCCUGUGCUCGGGUUCCUGAACCCGUGGAUCUACUCUAAGGGUUUCUCUGGCUUUACUGAUAUUGUUGAUGGUGGUUCCAGAGGUUGUACCGGCUACGAUAUUUACAGCGGCUUGAAAGCAAAGAGAGUGCCAUAUGCAAGCUGGAAUGCAACCAAGGGAUGGGAUCCAGUGACUGGAUUCGGUACCCCCAACUUCCAAGCUCUAACCAAGGUGUUGCCCUGA
Messenger RNA from Microsporum canis CBS 113480, 1791 nucleotides. RefSeq names its product tripeptidyl-peptidase 1. NCBI's taxonomy places the organism in Eukaryota, Fungi, Ascomycota, Eurotiomycetes, Onygenales, Arthrodermataceae. The record is from RefSeq and is a predicted model, not a curated record. The transcript is spliced from 2 exons. Gene Ontology annotation, molecular function: tripeptidyl-peptidase activity; serine-type endopeptidase activity. The coding region runs from base 1 to 1791 and encodes 596 amino acids. Gene Ontology annotation, biological process: proteolysis.